AUGACUGGCCGCGGCGGAAAAAAAGAACCAGUCCUCCUACCACCACGCGACCCAAGUCUUGAAACUCGGCCUGUGCCCCAGGAGCGUCACUUCGCUGUGCAGGCGUUUGGACCAGGUGCUGACGUCGAAACACAUCGACAAUUUCAAUCGAUUGAGGCUGUAGAGCAGCAGCUACCCGAUGCCAGCUCUAUUCGCAACAGCGGGGACGUGGAAAGUGAUGCUAAAGAACUUUUCAAGGCGCUCACCCAGGAGAGCGAACUUGUCGAUUUGGAUUGGACCGAAGACGGUGAAACCGAUGGUGAGCCGACCUGGGGCCCUGUCGUUAUAGUGACAGCCUACUCCGACAAGGUCACACCAAAUAUCAGCCAGGCCAUCAACAAUCUAGUCGAGACUAUUCAUCGUUAUAUCCUCCGAUGCCGUCGGUCUAGGGCAUUUGCAACAGAGGCAUUCAAGCGUCUUGAAAUCAAAGUCAUCAAAGAUAAAGAACUGCUGGAAAAUGCCUCCGACGACCGUGUCAGAGAGGAAUUCAAUGCCUACGUCCGCUCUCUCCGGCUGUUUCCCCCUGAUAUGGAGUGGGAGAGGGAGAGCCAAAAGUUCUUUAAAGAUAACCUCAACAGACCUAGAGGGCCCAGACGCUACGACUUUUGCGUUGUACUUGAUGAGCAGACAAUCGACAGUCUUGCGAGCAUUACUUUCCCGGAAGAUCUAGACGACGACUCCGAAACUUUGAGACAUAUCUCUGUGAAACUGGUGGACCGCAAAUGGAGAUACCCAAAAGAGGCAGGGGCUAGUACCCAGGGAAGGCAUUAUACGGGGACAGAUAUCUGUCCUCUUGUUGACUUGCCACUGAUCUGCGCCCACAUAUAUAACUACGCCGACCUUGAGGAGAUGUUUCCCCUAGACUGUUAUCGAGAUAUGCAUUAA
Molecule: messenger RNA, 924 nt
Organism: Fusarium coffeatum
Lineage: Eukaryota; Fungi; Ascomycota; Sordariomycetes; Hypocreales; Nectriaceae
Exons: 1
Coding region: 1-924 (307 amino acids)
Source: RefSeq, a predicted model, not a curated record